AUGGUGGAAAGACAGUUUGGUGUAAAGGUACAAAAGAUAAGAACAGAUAAUGCUUUUGAACUUGGGAAAGGUACUCAGGAGGCAGCAUUUUUAGCCUCUCAAGGAAUACUACAUCAAACAUCAUGUGUGGGAACCCCUCAACAGAAUGGAGUGGUUGAGAGGAAGCACAGAAAUCUCUUGGAAAUUUCAAGGGCUUUUGGAAGAGGUAGGUUUGACCCAAAGGCAAAUCCCUGUGUGUUCUUAGGUUAUUCCUUGGGGCAGAAGGGUUAUAAAGUUCUAGAGUUGGAUACAAGAAGAGUGAGUGUAUCCAGAGAUGUGUACUUCUAUGAAAAUCAGUACCCUUUUGCCUCUACUACUACACAUACAGAUUCUUUUUUCCCUGUUACCUCACCCCUAGAACAUAGUGUAGACUUAUCAUCAGAACACAUAGAGGAUGAGCCUGACAUUCCCAACUCACCUUCACCUUUACUGCCUAUUUUCUCAAACCCAAGCAACUCUAGCACUCUUCCUUCAACCUCAGGUACAAGUUCUACUUCCCAACCUAGAACAUUGUCUCAUUCAACCUUACCUAUAUCUCUUCCUAAAGUUAGGAAAUCCACUAGAACACAUAAUCCACCCUCAUAUCUCCAGGAUUACGUGUGCAACUCAGUCUUUCUCCCAGACCUCACAAACUCUUGCUUCACUGCACCAAUCCAGCCCAUUGUUCUACCCUUCACAGCUCUUUCUCCUAUCAGUAAGCCUAUGCUUAAUUCCACCUCCUACCUUGUUGAACCUACUUCUUACUCACAGUCAGCAUUACACCCAGGAUGGCAAGAAGCAAUGGAAAAAGAAUUGGAAGCUCUAGAACUGAACAAAACCUGGGAGGUUGUGCCUUUACCUAGUGGAAAGAAGGCUCUUCCUUGCAAGUGA
Molecule: messenger RNA, 909 nt
Organism: Nicotiana attenuata
Lineage: Eukaryota; Viridiplantae; Streptophyta; Magnoliopsida; Solanales; Solanaceae
Exons: 2
Coding region: 1-909 (302 amino acids)
Biological process (GO): DNA integration
Molecular function (GO): nucleic acid binding
Source: RefSeq, a predicted model, not a curated record